Molecule: messenger RNA, 1919 nt
Organism: Penicillium samsonianum
Lineage: Eukaryota; Fungi; Ascomycota; Eurotiomycetes; Eurotiales; Aspergillaceae
Product: basic helix-loop-helix domain-containing protein
Exons: 2
Coding region: 363-1652 (429 amino acids)
Biological process (GO): regulation of transcription by RNA polymerase II
Molecular function (GO): DNA-binding transcription factor activity, RNA polymerase II-specific; RNA polymerase II cis-regulatory region sequence-specific DNA binding; protein dimerization activity
Source: RefSeq, a predicted model, not a curated record
UAUUCUUCUAUAGGACGGAUUUCUUUUGCUUUCGGACACUCUCUUGAUCCUCUUCUAUUUCUUUCCUUCUUUGCAUUUUCACCUGACCUUCUUGUUCCUAUCCCCAUUGUGCUGAACCGAACCGGUUCCUUAUCGAGUCGCAUUAUCAACCCUGGAGAAACCCCGUGGCCUUGAUCUACCCCCCGCGUCCCUCUUUUGUGGAGUCGAACCUUCGCUAUCAUCUUGAUCGCAUACAAUUUGCACUCGAGCCCAAGGCAUGACAGUAUCGCCUUGGUCCGCGCUACUCUUGGCAUCAGAGUAGCAACCCUUCUCUUGACCGACACCGGUACAAAUCCAUCUUGAUAUUGAACCAUUUCUUCAGUAUGAAUGGACAUGGGACUGAAGUUCGGACUGGGCGCACAUCCCCUCCGGCUGCUCCCUUUGGAUACUCCUUUCUCUCCCCCAUGGACACCCCCUUUGAACAGGCACCUGCUCUACCCCCAGGACCUUCUCUUCUUGACGAUAAUGAAUCCAAUAUGCUCGACAACUUCUUUACUACCAUGAAUGCAAACCACUUUACGAAUGAUUUCUGGAUGCGACAAGAACAUAAAUCCGGGGCACCCAACUUUGACUGGUCGGGUGAGCUGCCACCCAACUUCGAGGGAUCAACCACGUCCCUAUCACAGCCUUCAUUUCAGCAGCAUGGGCUAGGCAAAGCAUCCGGGGGAAUGAUGACAGACAACCCUACAAGCUCGGACAUAUUUGCCGCAGCUUCCAUGCUCUACCACAGCGGUCUAAACGGAUCAGAGUUAGGAUCCACAUUAGCACAACAGGCUUUUGCGGGACAGUCUCUGCCUACCCAUGGGAUACAACGAAAGAACAAUUCACAUACUGCCGGUACUGCACAGGGUUCAACUUCAUCUCCAGCCCGGGUGGAUGUCCCGAUUGGAUAUCAUACCUCGGAGAUGUUUUUUGACGUCCGUGACCCCAUUCCUGUGGACCAACAUCCAUCAAGAAAGGCCCGCAGUUUGCGAUGGGGCUCAGAUGCCAGUUUCAUGGACCAAGGCUACCUUCGCCCCCCUGACCAGCCCGACGAGGAACAGCGGACAAAUGACUUGCUCGAUCAUCUCGGGUGCUUUGAACGGCAAAGCAGUGCAGCAAACACCCGCGCACCUAGUCCAGAGCGCAUGGUUGGGGCUCCCCCUCAAGGUCCCACCUUCCUAAGUGGUGCUGUCCUGGACGAGAGCUUACAUCCCCGAAAACGGCAAAGGGCCUUGAAAGAAGAGGGCGAUGACUACUCCGAUGAUGAUGAUGAUGCACGACCUCACUCAAGAAAAUCUAGAGGGUCUAUCAGCAAAGGCCGACGGGUUUCAACGGAUAUGUCUCGAAAAGCCCGACUUCAAGCAGGGUCCAAAGCUGCACGAGAGAAUCUUACAGAAGAACAAAAACGGACCAACCACAUCCUUUCGGAGCAGAAACGCCGAAAUCUAAUUCGCCAAGGGUUCGAAGACUUGUGCACAUUGGUCCCUGCGCUUAGAGGCGGCGGGUUCAGCAAAAGCGCAAUGCUCACUGGAGCUGCUGACUGGCUUGAAGACCUUCUCCGGGGGAAUGACAUACUCCAAGGCCAACUGCAUGACUUGAAGGGCAUCAAUGGCUUGGUGAUGCCGCGUUGAUACCCUCUGUGACACGAUCACAACGUUAAUAUAUGAUCUCAUGGAUGGCCCCUGCCUCUUUUCUUUGCGGGGAUUGCAAGCGUUUCAGCGAGUGGACAGUUUUGUGCAUGCACGCCGGCGAAUUAGCAUUUCAUUUUCGCAAAUAUCGGCAACAAGAUACCAUUUUUCUUUUCUCUGCAUACUCUUCCGCCGUCUUUUUUCCAUCUAACCGCCGUAGGUGAUACAAGUCAUCUUUCGGCUGGUCCUUGGCAAAUAUCGAUACCCUAG